AUGGCUAAAAAUAGCUCUCUUCCAACCACACUAGAUAAUGAACCUGUCCCAUCCGUUUUCACCCUUUCCUCUCUAACGCUACUCUCUUCCAGACUGCUCCCUCGCAGGUCUUCUUCAUCUCCUUGUUCCCAGUCUGUCGGCUGGCGUCAUCUCUUCCUCACGUGGUAUCUUGGAUACCAAUCCAUAAAAUGCCUGGUCCAUGUUAAUUCAUUCCUCCUGAUUACAUGUCCGGUCCAGGUUCACUUUCUGAUGAGCACUUUUUCCACAAUAUCUGGAAGGUCGGUCUUAGCUCUGAUCCAUUUGUUUGCUUUUCUAUCCCUUAGUGUUAUUUCAAGAAGAUAUCGCUCCAUUCCUCUGACGGUUAUCCUCAAUUUGUGACAAGUCUUCUGGUCAAUUACCGAUGUUUCA
Molecule: messenger RNA, 408 nt
Organism: Nezara viridula (southern green stink bug)
Lineage: Eukaryota; Metazoa; Arthropoda; Insecta; Hemiptera; Pentatomidae
Source: the annotation of a GenBank genome assembly